AUGCUUUCCCCCUCCCUCCGCCCUGCGUCCCCCCUCCCUCCGCCCUGCUUCCCCCCUCUUUCUGCCAUGCUUCUGCCCUCCCUCUGCCAUGCUUCCCCCCUCCCUCUGCCAUGCUUCCCCCCUCCUUCUGUCAUGCUUCCUUCAUCAUCCCUCAGGCCUGCUUCCCCCCUCCCUCCGCCCUGCUUCACUUCUCCUUCUGCCAUGCUUCCCCCCUCCCUCUGCCCUGCUUUCCCCCUCCCUCCGCCCUGCGUCCCCCCUGCCUCCGCCCUGCUUCCCCCAUCCCUAUGCCCUGCUUCCCCACUCCCUCUGCCAUGCUUCUCCACUCCCUCCGCCCUGCUUCCCCCCUCCUUCUCCCACGCUUCCCUCAUCCGUCUGGCCUGCUUCCCCCCUCCCUCCGCCCUGCUUCCGCCCUCCUUCUGCCAUGCUUCCCCCCUCCUUCCGCCCCGCUUCCCCCCUCCCUAUGCCCUGCCUCCCCACUCCUUCUGCCAUGCUUCCCCCACCCUCCGCCCUGCUUUCCCCCUCCCUAUGCCCUGCUUCCUCACUCCUUCUGCCAUGCUUCCCCCCUCCCUCUGCCCUGCUUUCCCCCUCCCUCCGCCCUGCGUCCCCCCUCCCUCCGCCCUGCUUCCCCCCUCCUUUUGCCAUGCUUUCCCCCUCCCUCUGCCAUGCUUCCCCCCUCCCUCUGCCAUGCUUCCCCCCUCGUUCUGUCAUGCUUCCCUCAUCCCUCUUGCCUGCUUCCCCCCUCCCUCCGCCAUGCUUCCGCCCUCCUUCUGCCAUGCUUCCCCCCUCCUUCCGCCCCACUUCCCCCCUCCCUAUGCCCUGCUUCCCCACUCCUUCUGCCAUGCUUCCCCCACCCUUCGCCCUGCUUCCCCCAACCCUAUGCCCUACUUCCCCACUCCUUCUACCAUGCUUCCCCCCUCCCUCUGCCAUGCUUCCCCCCUCCUUCUGCCAUGCUUCCCCCCUCCUUCUGCCAUGCUUCCCCCCUCCCUCUGCCAUGCUUCCCCCCUCCCUCUGCCAUGCUUCUCCCCUCCUUCUGUCAUGCUUCUCUCAUCCCUCUGGCCUGCUUCCCCCCUCCCUCCGCCCUGCUUCCGCCCUCCUUCUGCCAUGCUUCCCCCCUCCUUCUGCCCCGCUUCCCCCCUCCCUAUGCCCUGCUUCCCCACUCCUUCUGCCAUGCUUCCCCCCUCCCUCCCCCAUGCUUCCCCCCUCCCUCUGCCAUGCUUCCCCCCUCGUUCUGUCAUGCUUCCCUCAUCCCUCUUGCCUGCUUCCCCCCUCCCUCCGCCAUGCUUCCGCCCUCCUUCUGCCAUGCUUCCCCCCUCCUUCCGCCCCACUUCCCCCCUCCCUAUGCCCUGCUUCCCCACUCCUUCUGCCAUGCUUCCCCCACCCUUCGCCCUGCUUCCCCCAACCCUAUGCCCUACUUCCCCACUCCUUCUACCAUGCUUCCCCCCUCCCUCUGCCAUGCUUCCCCCCUCCUUCUGCCAUGCUUCCCCCCUCCUUCUGCCAUGCUUCCCCCCUCCCUCUGCCAUGCUUCCCCCCUCCCUCUGCCAUGCUUCCCCCCUCCUUCUGUCAUGCUUCCCUCAUCCCUCUUGCCUGCUUCCCCCCUCCCUCCGCCAUGCUUCCGCCCUCCUUCUGCCAUGCUUCCCCCCUCCUUCCGCCCCGCUUCCCCCCUCCCUAUGCGCUGCUUCCCCACUCCUGCCCCGCUUCCCCCAUCCCCAUGUGCCUCUCCUCUCCCUCUCGAUGUACCUUUCCACCCAUCGCUCAUCCCUUUGUUUCCACUUCAAGCAUGACCAGUUCGGGCUCAGAGCAGGGCUGACAGAUCCUCGCAGCCUACUCGAGCAGCGGCGCAUGAUGCGUCUGAGGAGGGGAGGGGAGGGCAUUAACGGGUACUGUAUGAUCACGCUGAGAAAGGAGGGGAAGCAAGUGCGGAAAGGAGGGGAAGCAUGGGCGGAAAGGAGGGGAAGCAGGGGCGGAAAGGAGGGGAAGCAGGAGCAGAAAGGAGGGGAGGCAGGGGCGGAAAGGAGGGGAAGCAGGGGCGGAAAGGAGGGGAAGCAGGGGCGGAAAGGAGGGGAAGCAGGGGCGGAAAGGAGCAUGUGCUGCGUGUCGCCAUCAGUGCGAGCUGCUCGUCGCCCGGGCUCCACCGCUGAUAGUCGUGCAGUCACGCGGGCUGCUCAUCACCUGGUGCGCGCGCUGCGCGUCGCCUGCAACGUGAGCUGCUACUAG
This is a messenger RNA of Closterium sp. NIES-65, 2214 nucleotides long. The record is from the annotation of a GenBank genome assembly. Lineage: Eukaryota; Viridiplantae; Streptophyta; Zygnematophyceae; Desmidiales; Closteriaceae.